AUGCCCCAAAGACGAAAUGUAAAUAUCGUCCUCACAUCUCCUGCGUCACCAAAAACCCAGCGUCCGAGUGCGGCUCAAGUCGCUGAAAACCCACAGCCGGAACGGCUAGAGCUCUCGGAAACGAAAAACCAUUCGCAGUUAAAGUACACCCUUCUUGACCCCUAUUUUGGAAACGCUAGCUUGACAUUCUUUUCUGACAAUCGAUUGUCAUACUUAUCUUCCCGCUUGAGGAAUGAUAAAGUAAACCGGCUAAUCCAGAGAAUAUCUUCUGUGAUUGCUUCUCGACUGCAGCAUCACGCAAAUGUAGCGACUCCGGGUUCUAUGUGUAGUAUAAGGGGGGAUCAGAAAGAUGCUCUCGCACUUCCUGAUACUGCUGAGGCAAAUGCCCACAUCAAAUUAUACUUUGAGCGGAUCCAUCCCAUCUACCCCUUCCUCGAUCAAAAAGAUUUCGAAGCUAUGGCUCAUGCCCCUUAUUUCGCUGACCGUCUAGCGCAUAGUAAAGCGCUAUACGCUCUAUAUAACGCGGUCGUCGCCCUGGGAUGCCAGGCUGGGAGUGGAGGAAAAUUCGAACCGGGUAAGGGGAGGGCCUGGCAGUAUAUGACAAGGGCACUUGCCGUCCUGCCAGACCUCUUUUCGCUGCCAGAUUCUCUAGAUGUUCUCCAGGCGAUGACUGCCUUGACUAUAUAUUCUCUCAGGUGUGUGACUCGGCUCGGCUCCUAG
Molecule: messenger RNA, 720 nt
Organism: Daldinia loculata
Lineage: Eukaryota; Fungi; Ascomycota; Sordariomycetes; Xylariales; Hypoxylaceae
Exons: 6
Coding region: 1-720 (239 amino acids)
Biological process (GO): DNA-templated transcription
Molecular function (GO): DNA binding; zinc ion binding
Source: RefSeq, a predicted model, not a curated record